CGCAACUUCGUAGUCGAUCGAGUGUCAGUUUUUUGCAGAAAUUUGAACAGACCGGUCGCACAAAAUAAUUCUUUCCGCGAUGAUAUUAUCCCUGAGUUAUCUGGAAAUUAUGUAUCUGGGGAUGUUUGGAGUCAUUACACUUUAUGGUUACUUAAUUGGCAUUGUAGAGGCUAAAUUGCCAGCCUCCUUCACCCAAUUCUACAGUUACGGAAAGUUUUCUCUCCUGAAAGGUCAGAAGCGCCUUGCGGCUCAUCUGGAAGUGUCCAAAUCUUCCUUCAGGCACUUCUACAUCUUUGCUAGUUUGUGGUCAACAGUGAUCCUUUACAUCGUCCUACGCACUUGUGUAAUUGGGAAACCUGUCCUAGAAUCUAUAAUUCAAUUUUUGGACUUCUUCUGCGGCAAAAAUCGCUCGGCAAAAAAUACUCCACUUGAGGCACUUCUGGCCAUAAUCUGCAUAUUUGCUCAGUGUUUUCGACGGUUCUGGGAAACGCACUUCCUGCAGACUUUCUCCCGGUCCAGUUGCAUGCACAUCAUUCACUACUUCAUUUCAUAUUUACAUUAUUUUGGAGUUCCUUUAGCCACUCUGAAUAAUGCUCAAGGCUUCGUAACAACGACCGGAAAUACCCUUGUGAGCAGGGAACAGUUCACCUGGCGGAUAAUCAUCCCUACAGCGGUAUUUGCCUUUGCCUGGUGGCAUCAAUUCCGAUCAAAUGUUAUUCUAGCGCGAUUGAGAAGAGAUUCUAAAGGAAAUGUUGUAACAGAGAAACAUUCCAUUCCUAGAGGAGGAUUUUUCGAAGUUGUAUCAUCGCCUCACAUGAUGUUCGAGUGUUUGAUCUACCUAUCACUAAUCCUAAUGCUUCCCGGAAAUACCUUAUGGCUCUUGAUCUGUUUGUGGGUGGUCAGUAAUCAAUGCCAAGUUGCUCAUUGGACUCACGAAUGGUACAAGGAAAACUUCCCGGAGUAUCCUAAAGAACGGAAAGCUAUCAUCCCAUGGACUUUCUAAUAAAAUUGCUGCAUUGGAAAAUGGAAUUUUACUGGCACAAAUCACAAAUUCCGCAAAAAAAACCUUGGCAUAUCAACAAAAUAUUGCUUUGUGUUAUGCCAAGCGCACAAUACUUUUUGUUUGUAAACAUGUUUUCUAAAUUUU
Molecule: messenger RNA, 1147 nt
Organism: Phlebotomus papatasi
Lineage: Eukaryota; Metazoa; Arthropoda; Insecta; Diptera; Psychodidae
Product: polyprenol reductase-like
Exons: 2
Coding region: 80-1003 (307 amino acids)
Biological process (GO): dolichol-linked oligosaccharide biosynthetic process; polyprenol catabolic process
Cellular component (GO): endoplasmic reticulum
Molecular function (GO): 3-oxo-5-alpha-steroid 4-dehydrogenase activity
Source: RefSeq, a predicted model, not a curated record